AUGCCUCAUGAUGCUACUAUUGCAAAUGAACAAGAACCAAAUCAUAUGAUCAUUUGGCUUGAUUUGACGAUUGGAGAUCCAGAACAACAUAUAAAUCUUAAAAAAUCAUUUUCAUCUCAAUCUGAUCCCAAAAAUGAAACUCCAAUGAAAUUAUUUGAUAAAGAUGAGGACGACAUUCUUGAUUCAGUAGGACCUGUAUCUGUCGAUUUUGAAGGUGUUGUAUUUUUGUUGGCAGCAUUCAAAAACGCUGAACGUUGUAUUGAAUGUUUUGAAGAAAAUCAACAUAAACGUAUUUUUUUUAUUGUAUCUGGAUCGAUAGGACAAGUUGUUGUACCAAAAAUCCUAGAAAGAUUUCCACAUAUAUUCACUGAUUCAGUUACAAAUGAGUCGUACAAUUCAAUAUAUAUAUUUUGUGGUGAUAGAGCAUACCAUGCGCAGUGGGCACUUGCUUAUAGAAAUUAUGUUCAGAUAUUUGAUGAUGAAACUGCUCUAUUACCUAGAAUGGUACGUGAUAUUGCUGAUCAUUUCCGUGUUGAAGGCAGACGACAAUUAGAUGAUGAUCCUCCAAACUACCCAGCUGCUAAACAUCGUCUUACAUGGUCACAUGAACUCUAUCAACGAUAUGGUAAAAUGAGCGAUCUCUCAAUACAAACAGAACUUGCUGAAGUGAAUAAAGCUCUCGAAAGAAUAGAGAGUGAAAUGGUAUCGUUAAUGGAUGUAGAUAAUUAA
Molecule: messenger RNA, 729 nt
Organism: Adineta steineri
Lineage: Eukaryota; Metazoa; Rotifera; Eurotatoria; Adinetida; Adinetidae
Source: the annotation of a GenBank genome assembly